UAAUCUACAAAAUCUGUCUAUCGUCUCCGCCGCUCCUCUCUCUCUUGUAAACAAACAUAAACACAUAAUCCGAGGAACCAAGGGUACAUCUUCUGCGAAAUCAGCAUGAGAGCCAAGUGGAAGAAGAAGCGUAUGAGGAGAUUGAAGAGGAAGAGACGAAAGAUGAGACAGCGAUCUAAGUAGAUUCGGGAGUUGUUUUGUCUUUCUUCUGUUUAGAACCAACUCUUGUGAGAGUUUUGUUGGUUUUGCAUUUGCAUUUGAAUGUUUUGUUGGACCGAAUUGAAUCUAUGUUUUCUAUUAGAAUUAUGUUUAUGAGUUAUGACA
Molecule: messenger RNA, 324 nt
Organism: Arabidopsis lyrata subsp. lyrata
Lineage: Eukaryota; Viridiplantae; Streptophyta; Magnoliopsida; Brassicales; Brassicaceae
Product: 60S ribosomal protein L41
Exons: 2
Coding region: 106-183 (25 amino acids)
Biological process (GO): translation
Cellular component (GO): ribosome
Molecular function (GO): structural constituent of ribosome
Source: RefSeq, a predicted model, not a curated record